Pipistrellus kuhlii (Kuhl's pipistrelle) is the source of this 1710-nucleotide messenger RNA. RefSeq names its product myogenin (gene MYOG). The record is from RefSeq and is a predicted model, not a curated record. Gene Ontology annotation, molecular function: DNA-binding transcription factor activity, RNA polymerase II-specific; RNA polymerase II cis-regulatory region sequence-specific DNA binding; protein dimerization activity. The coding region runs from base 76 to 825 and encodes 249 amino acids. Gene Ontology annotation, biological process: positive regulation of myoblast differentiation; positive regulation of transcription by RNA polymerase II; muscle organ development. The transcript is spliced from 3 exons. NCBI's taxonomy places the organism in Eukaryota, Metazoa, Chordata, Mammalia, Chiroptera, Vespertilionidae.
AGCUUAGAGGGGGCUCAGGUUUCCGUGGUGUUGGCUAUAUUUAUCUCUGGUUCCGUGCCAGCGGGGAGGGUUUAAAUGGCACCCAGCAGUUGGCGUGAGGGGCUGCGGGAGCUCGGGGGCCGGUGGCAGGAACCAGCUUCUUCCGACCCCAUGGAGCUGUACGAGACGCCCCCCUACUUCUACCAGGAGCCCCACUUCUUCGACGGAGAGAACUACCUGCCCGCCCACCUCCAGGGCUUCGAGCCGCCCAGCUACGAGCACGCCGAGCUCGGCCUGAGCCCCGAGGCCCGGGGGCCCCUCUACGACAAGGGCCUGGGGACCCCCGAGCACUGCCCGGGCCAGUGCCUGCCGUGGGCGUGCAAGGCGUGCAAGCGGAAGUCGGUGUCCGUGGACCGGCGGCGGGCGGCCACGCUGCGGGAGAAGCGUCGGCUCAAGAAGGUGAACGAGGCCUUCGAGGCGCUCAAGCGCAGCACCCUGCUCAACCCCAACCAGCGGCUGCCCAAGGUGGAGAUCCUGCGCAGCGCCAUCCAGUACAUCGAGCGCCUGCAGGCCCUGCUCAGCUCCCUCCGCCAGGAGGAGCGCGGGCUGCGCUGCCCGCGGGGCGGGCCCCAGGCCGGGCAGGUUCCCAGCGAAUGCAGCUCCCACAGCGCCUCCUGCAGUCCAGAGUGGGGCAGCGCCCUGGAGUUCGGCCCCAACCCAGGGGACCACCUGCUCCCGGCGGACCCUGCCGACGCCCACAACCUGCACUCGCUCACCUCCAUCGUGGACAGCAUCACCAUGGGGGACGUCUCUGUGGCCUUCCCGGACGAAGCCCUGCCCAACUGAGACGGUCUGCGGCCGGCGGCCCACAGGCCGGCCACGGAUGCCGCCUACGCCAGGCUGUCCUGAGGCCCGGGGCCAGCCUGCCCCCUCCUGGCCUGUCGAAGGUUAAGCCGCCAUUCAGAGAGGGCGUGGGCACCCUCACUCGCUGACAGCUCAGAGCUCAGGGCCAUCCGGGUCCAGGGAGACAGAGCAGGGGACCAGAGCGCCUGGGGGGCCCUUCAGGGGCAAACUCAGGAGCUUCCCUUCGAUUUUAACUCAGCCUUCCACUCCCCCCCCCCCCAAUCCCAUCUGAGCGACCGAGGGUCCUGACCCGGACACACGGAGCGCCUCGUCGGCUCUUCCUGAGGCAGCGGCCGGGCUGGGCCUGCCCUGACCCGGGAGCCGGAGGAGGGGCCCCGUCCCCCGUCCCCGGGGCCAAGCUUCUGUGUGAACACUGGGAGCUCCCAGGCCUCCGCUGUUUGCUCUGCGUGCUGUUUGUGACGCUGCCAUCUGACCAAGGGGUCCCGUGCCGAGGUGCCCGGGACAGGAUAGGGGGAGGGGGGGGCUCCUGGGGUGACUUCCUUUGAUAACUAAGCGUUGUGUGGUUUUGCUAUUGUUUUGUAAUUUUUUUUUUUUUUUGCUAACUUAUUUGGAUUUCCUUUUUUAAAAAAAUGAAUAAACACUGGGUGCUAGAUGUCCGUGAUGAUGUAGACAGAGGGGUGCCUGCCGCUCCUGCCCCCCUCAGUCCAGACAUGCCCAGGAUUGGGAAUGAGCCCCACCCCUGGAAGCCAGGUUGGCCCACAGCUGAGGCCCGGCACCCUCUAAUUCACACCGUGCACUCAUCAUCGCCCUCCAGGUCCUCCAAUGAACCGAGCACAGGCCUGGCGCUCAGCCCGGCGGGGUGCAGCU